AUGGCGCGGGCGGAGCUCCGCACCGUGACCAUGCGCUCCUCCCCGCUUCCGCGCUGCGUCCUCCUCCUGCUGCCGCUGCCGUUGCUCUCGCUCUUCUCAGGCAUCGACGUUGCGUCGGCGGCCACGACGGCGGCGCCACUCAAGUUCGGCAUCAACUACGGGCAGAUCGCGAACAACCUCCCGCACCCGACGCAGGUGUCGGACUUCCUGCAGUCGCUGAACGUGAACCGCGUGAAGCUCUACGACGCCGACCCGGCCGUGCUGACGGCCUUCGCCGGCACGGGCGUGGAGUUCAUCGUCAGCAACGAGGACCUUUUCAACCUGACGGACGCCCGCAAGGCCCGGGCCUGGGUGGCGCAGCACGUGCAGCCGUUCCUGCCCGGCACGCGCAUCACCUGCAUCACCGUGGGGAACGAGGUGCUCUCCGGCAAGGACACGGCCGCCAUGCAGAGCCUGCUCCCGGCCAUGCAGGCCGUGUACCAGGCGGUGGUGGUGCUGGGCCUCGCGGGGCAGGUGAACGUCUCGACGGCGCACUCGGUGAACAUCCUCGCCAGCAGCUACCCGCCGUCGUCGGGCGCAUUCCGGGAGGAGCUCGCGCAGUACGUGCAGCCGAUCCUCAACUUCCACGCCGAGGUGGGGUCGCCGUUCCUCAUCAACGCGUACCCGUUCUUCGCCUACAAGGCGAGCCCGGGGACCGUGUCGCUGCCAUACGUGCUGUUCGAGCCCAACCCCGGCGUGGUGGACCCCAACACCAACCUCACCUACGACAACAUGCUCUACGCCCAGAUCGACGCCGUGUACGCGGCAAUGAAGGCCAUGGGCCACACGGACCUCACCGUCAGAAUCUCCGAGACCGGGUGGCCGUCCAAGGGGGACGACGACGAGGUGGGCGCCACCGUGGCCAACGCCGCCGCCUACAACGGCAACCUCAUGAAGAGGAUCGCCAUGGGCCAGGGCACGCCGCUCAAGCCGCACGUCCCCGUCGACGUCUUCGUCUUCGCGCUCUUCAACGAGGACAUGAAGCCCGGCCCAACGUCGGAGAGGAACUACGGCUUGUUUUACCCUAACGGCACGCCGGUGUACAACCUCGGGUUCGACAGAGCGUCCUUCAACCCGCCAUCGCCGACGUACUCCUCUUCUUCCAAGCUGGCGGCGAUUACAUUUCAGAUGGCGGUUGUUGUCCUACUCGCCGGCUUCUUCCUAUGA
Messenger RNA from Miscanthus lutarioriparius, 1206 nucleotides. Lineage: Eukaryota; Viridiplantae; Streptophyta; Magnoliopsida; Poales; Poaceae. The record is from the annotation of a GenBank genome assembly.